Etheostoma spectabile (orangethroat darter) is the source of this 1432-nucleotide messenger RNA. RefSeq names its product yippee-like 3 (gene ypel3). Lineage: Eukaryota; Metazoa; Chordata; Actinopteri; Perciformes; Percidae. The record is from RefSeq and is a predicted model, not a curated record. The transcript has 5 exons. Bases 393 to 752 code for a protein of 119 amino acids.
UCAUUGGUCGACGGGGAUUUGUUUUGCACCCUUCAGACUUCCUCCUCUGCGUGUUUUCAUAAUAAACCACAUUUUUCUCCCGUCGGACCCGCCGCAUUGUUAUCCUGUCAGCCUGCCAGCAUUGUCGGAUUUCAGCUCCUGUUUUAACAAAGGCCGUGGAUGAAGUUUGAAAGCUGGUUCAGAUUCAAAGAAGAGACGCGGGUAAACGGGCUCCGCUGCAACAACCAGAGGCUGUCUCUGUUGUCUUUAUUGUCCAAGCCUUCAGCGCAUGGUCGACUGUUGGACCGAGCCGACGUGCCGUCACCAUACCUGCUUAAAUUAGAUGGUUUUUUCUAGCUGUCAGUCACAUUGAUACGUUGUAAAGACCGUAAGGAGCUUCAGUAUUAUCAGACAUGGUGAAGCUGACAAAAGCCAAGACGUUCCAGGCCUACCUGGACUCCUGCCACCGUCGCUACAGCUGUGUGCACUGCCGUGCCCAUCUGGCCAACCAUGAUGAUCUCAUCUCCAAGUCUUUCCAAGGCAGUCAAGGCCGAGCCUACCUCUUCAACUCUGUGGUGAAUGUUGGCUGCGGUCCUGCGGAGGAGAGGCUAUUGCUCACAGGACUACACGCUGUCGCCGACAUCUACUGUGAAAACUGCCACACCACGCUGGGCUGGAAAUAUGAGCAGGCCUUUGAGCUGAGUCAGAAGUACAAGGAGGGGAAGUUUAUCAUUGAGCUGUCCCACAUGAUAAAGGACAACGGCUGGGACUGAGAGGGAAGCCUCCCAUCUUUCUUCAUGACUUUUUCAGAAGUUGCAUCCCCUCAACUUAAAGGGGUUCCAGUGUAGCCUCCUCAUCCCGCGUACGAGCCAUCUCUGUGCCACACUUUCACUUCGUACGGCUUCGCCAACAAUAGCAUGUGAUGCCUUUUAUCUUUUUCUGUUCUUCAUGUUUUUCCAGCGACCACAACAACACAUUUGCUGAUAUUGCUAUCCCAAUUGCUAGUUGUGCUGGAACAUGGACUGAAUGAGUGCAGGGUUUGUGUGGGUGUGUGUGAAAGACUGGAAGAUGUAGUCACACAGACACGUGUGCAUGUUGGAUUUUAAAGCGUGUGUUUUGAGUGAUUACCGCUAAUCAGUCUCGCUCUGUGGGGGCGAGGCGAGUGCAAGUCAAAUAAUCUGACCGUUUUACACAUCAGAUACAGGUACUUGGGUUUUCCUUUUGACUUUAAGGUGCACAUUUAGACAUAUCUAGCCAUACCUGAGUAAAGUAUAUAGGCUUGUUUAACCCAUAGAUCAUUUUUGAGUGAUGAAAGGGAAGGGGAAUUCUUAAAGCAGUGUCGGGGCUUGUUAUUUUUAUCAGUAAAAUUCAAGUUUUUAUGGUAAAAUCAGUAACUCUUGUUCAUAUUUUGCUAAAGGCAAUCAGGAUGUUGAAUUAGUGAUAUUAAACCCUG